Messenger RNA from Atta colombica, 1304 nucleotides. RefSeq lists its product as uncharacterized. The record is from RefSeq and is a predicted model, not a curated record. Bases 1 to 1287 code for a protein of 428 amino acids. The transcript has 4 exons. Lineage: Eukaryota; Metazoa; Arthropoda; Insecta; Hymenoptera; Formicidae.
AUGCAAAAAAGGAAGGAAUUCUGUAGCGAGACUACGGAGGAUGAAGCAGAAGAAGAUCGGGAAAUUGACGAAGAUCGGAGCGAAGACGAAGAUAUAAAAAUUCAGAAAGUAAAUACAAAUCAAGAAGAAAUGAAUGAAAAUGAGCAGAAAACUGCGCAGAUUGAACAGUGCGCGAUUUGUCAUGUUAUCAUCAACGAUACAAAUCUCGGCGGAACCGUCGCCAACUCCGAACAGAAUCCACACUGUUCCGAGGGCUAUUUAUUAUGUCAACGUUGUGUACAAAACUUUUCAAUCCGAUCAGUUACGGAGCAUCCUCAACCUCGAAGAUCACAUACUAGUUUCUUCCAAGAUAGAGACAGCGAUCACAACAUACAUUCGAGAACGUACGAUCCGCAUCGUAAUCAGUGGGCUUGCAACUUCAAUAAGGCGAUAUCCGGCGAAGGGAAUAACGAAACAUUAAAUUACGAAUCGGAUGCCAUCUCAUACGUCGCUGAUCGCGAUCGAGGCAAUCUGCGGCGAGAAGAGCAAGUGGAAAGUUGCGAGAAACAUUAUCAACAGCAGCCUGGCUAUUGCAAUCUAAUGACAACGAUGACAAGGAGAAAUGGCGCAAUAGAUCGAUACUCCUCCGAGAGCAAAGUCAAAAGUCCCUCUUUGGUCGAUUGCUCCCGCAGACCCAUACGUUGCCCACGUCUAGACUGCUCGGUAAACGUCGCCUUCUCGGCACUCACCCAUCAUUUUCUUUUCGAUCAUCCCGAAGUGCCCAUCCUCAGUGUUGAACCCGGUGCUGAGAGCACACUCAUCGUCAGCUACGGAGCUCUCUCCUGCAACUCCAGUCGAUGUCUAGCUCUCUUACUGGUGUCCGGAAAACUCUCAGAUUCCUCAGCGAGGCUGUUCGGUAGCAUUCAAAUAAAUCCUAAGUAUCGGAAUCGAUUGCCUCUGCCGGUGUUGGCAGCGCGUCUGCAUAGCAGCCACAAUUACGCGUGUCGUGAGGAGAUGCACGCCGGUGGAGAAGGUCAUUGCGAGAAGGAUAUGAUCAUUGCCUGGGUGGCGGGAUUAGACGUCGGCGACACAGCUGACAGACUUCGGUGUAGCAUUCAGGCUGUCGAUAGUAUCGAGAACGGGGGAUUUCGUUCGCUCACGUACACAGGCCCUGUAACGUCUCUGAGAAUCGCUCAAUGUCCACGUGAUGUCUUCUUGGCUGGUGAUUGUAUAGUUCUCCACGAGGGAUUAAUCAGCCAUAUUACCUCCGGCUGUACUAGUCUCAAUGUAAAUGUUAUUGUACAUUAAACAUAUGUUCAGUUAAC